Messenger RNA from Argiope bruennichi, 921 nucleotides. RefSeq lists its product as uncharacterized. The transcript has a single exon. Gene Ontology annotation, cellular component: cytoplasm; nucleus. Gene Ontology annotation, molecular function: ubiquitin protein ligase binding. The record is from RefSeq and is a predicted model, not a curated record. Gene Ontology annotation, biological process: regulation of proteolysis; proteasome-mediated ubiquitin-dependent protein catabolic process. The coding region runs from base 1 to 921 and encodes 306 amino acids. Lineage: Eukaryota; Metazoa; Arthropoda; Arachnida; Araneae; Araneidae.
AUGGAGCUAAUAAGUUUAACUGAAGAAGUUGUAAUUGUGGACAUCUACUCUCAUUCAAAGAAUGUCUAUUUAAUAACUUGCCAAAUAUAUUUAAUCAAUUCAGCAGGAAAAGAAACAAGUUGUGGCAAAAUAGAUGCAAGAACUCAUAUGGAUAGUAAGCCUUCUUUCAGAUUUCCACUAAAUAUCAGGAAGAAGAAUUUGUUAGAUGACAAACUUGAAUAUUUGCCCAAUGAUAGUUUGACGCUAAGAUGCGAGUGUACGGUAUCAACUGGGAUAGAAUUCCAAAGAAUCGAAGAAACUUUUUACGAUCUUCAUUUAAUUCCAUUUUUCAAAAGAACAUUGCACGAUUCAACUGUUGCACCAACUCCAGCAAAACUGAAAGGUGUCGUUGAUGACUUGAGGUCUCUAUACAAGGAUCAGAUUGCCGGUGACGUUCAACUCAAGGCUGCAAGCAAGACGUUCUCUGCUCACAAAAGUGUGUUAUGUGCUAGAUCACCUGUCUUCAGAAGCAUGCUGACAACUAACAUGAAAGAAAAAAUAAUGGAACGUAUCCAAAUUGAUGAUUUGGAUGAUGAUACGAUUGAUCAGUUCUUGCUUUUCCUUUAUACUGAUGAUUUGGAAGAUCUUCAAUGGGAAAGUGCCAUGAAGCUGUACUAUGCUGCUGAUAAAUAUCAGGUCCAAUUGCUCAAAUACUUGUGUUCUUCUUUCUUGGUAGCCAGGCUCGACAUUUCCAAUGUCACUGACCUUCUGUGUCUAGCAGACAGACAUCAGGAUUCAAGUCUAAAGACAGACGUCGAAAAUUUUAUUUCUACGAAUAGCAAGAAACUAUUUUGCACCGAUGAAUGGGAAAGAUUCAUGGAGACAAAUCCUAAAUUAGCUAUGAAGACGAUGCACUUUUACUUGAAAAGUAGCAGUGGAUAA